AUGGAAACCCGAGCACGCUAUACAGUCUUCGAUGAUCUCACUUCAAGUUCAUCUCAAAAUACCUUGAUGCAUGACAAGUCUGAGAAAUGUGAUUCCAUGUUUGAAUUAACAAAGCCCCAAUAUACUAAAAAUAAAGAUCAAAACAAGAAUAUGCGCACCAGGCUCGUACGAUGUUUGAGGAAAUUAGCACGUUUUAGGAUGAAAAGGGACACAUGGAUAGCCUUUGCAUUGAUCAUGUUGGUUGGCUGUAUAUUCAUUCUGGGCUCUGCUGGCGCAAGUAUGGCUACGUCAAAAUAUCUUGUUGACAGCGCUAUUGCUGAUCAUAAAGUUGAUUGCACUCCAUGCAACUUUUCCAGUUUGUUUGGCUGCGAUACGGUCAACUACAUCUGGCACCGUCGGCAAUCUCGUAGUAGUAGUAGUUAUUGUGGUAAUUGCGAUAUUCAUAGCAUCUACGUAUGUUUACAUCAUAUGGAGAAUGAACCACCCGCGGAAACCGAAGAAAUAUAUUAG
Molecule: messenger RNA, 510 nt
Organism: Plasmodium fragile
Lineage: Eukaryota; Apicomplexa; Aconoidasida; Haemosporida; Plasmodiidae
Exons: 2
Coding region: 1-510 (169 amino acids)
Source: RefSeq, a predicted model, not a curated record